AUGGACAGACAGGGAAGCCAAAGUUCCAUGCAUUGUAUCACAGUAAAGGAAAUUUCAGCUCCACCCAUCAUCGAUGUCUUGAAAGCUCUGGAAUCAGACUUCAAUGAAAGAACUUGUGAAGAGAAAUAUGUGUCUCAAGAUGAUGUUCAUUUCAUACAGUUCCUCAACAGUAACAUCAGACAGAAGGAGGACAGUCACUUGGAGAUGCCCCUCCUUUUCAAGACCAAUAGUCUGCCUUGGCUACCAAACAAUAAGAAACUUGCCAUUGCUUGUCUUCAGUGCCUGAAGAGGAAGUUGAAGGCCAGUAAACAGUACUAUGACCAUUACAGAACACUUAUGGAGGAAAUGAUCAGUAAAGGUCGGGAGCGGCACGGAGACGGGUCUCGAGAAUGGGAUGCACAUCUGUACCAGCAGCAGCAAGCAGAAAGGGAGCAGCACAAUGAGCAUUGCCGAGAAAACCGUCAGAGGCAGGAGGCAAGAGAUGGAAAUGAGACACAUGCAAUUGGUGGUGGAGAGGAAGAGGAGACAGCCCCUGCUGCUGAGAAAGAGAAGCCCAGCUUUGAACUCUCAGGUGCUCUGGUGGAAGAUACCAACACGUACAGAGGGGUGGUUAUUAAGUAUAAUGAGCCUCCUGAGGCCAGAAUCCCUAAAAGGAGGUGGAGGUUGUACCCCUUCAAAAAUGAUGAUCCACUUCCGGUGAUGUACAUCCACAGGCAGAGUGCUUAUCUGCUUGGAAGGCAAAGGAGGAUAGCUGACAUACCAACUGAUCACCCAUCCUGUUCCAAGCAGCAUGCUGUAUUCCAAUACAGGUUCUUGGAGUUCACACGAGCAGACGGUGCCACAGGCAAGAGAGUGAGGCCCUGCAUUAUUGGCCUCGGUUCAAGUAACGGCACGUAACUGAACCAUCAACGUAUAGAACCACAG
This is a messenger RNA of Neoarius graeffei (lesser salmon catfish), 924 nucleotides long. It is a transcript of the gene snip1, whose product is annotated as Smad nuclear interacting protein. Gene Ontology annotation, cellular component: nucleus. Gene Ontology annotation, molecular function: mRNA binding; protein binding. The record is from RefSeq and is a predicted model, not a curated record. The transcript is spliced from 3 exons. Lineage: Eukaryota; Metazoa; Chordata; Actinopteri; Siluriformes; Ariidae. The coding region runs from base 1 to 897 and encodes 298 amino acids. Gene Ontology annotation, biological process: miRNA processing.